Molecule: messenger RNA, 3995 nt
Organism: Pygocentrus nattereri (red-bellied piranha)
Lineage: Eukaryota; Metazoa; Chordata; Actinopteri; Characiformes; Serrasalmidae
Gene: nrn1b
Product: neuritin 1b
Exons: 3
Coding region: 78-512 (144 amino acids)
Biological process (GO): neuron projection extension; nervous system development
Cellular component (GO): plasma membrane
Source: RefSeq, a predicted model, not a curated record
AGAGCGGGCCACCCCUCACACGGACUCCGCACGACUCGGGCGAAGCUGCUGUUUCUGAUGGUUUCACGAAUCGUAGGAUGGGAUUUAUUUUAGCUGAGAGAUACAGCUCACUGCUCUGUUUACUGGAACUGGUGUCUUUACUCCAAGUGGCGAGCUGCACAGGGACAUGUGAGACGGUGUUUAAAGGAUUUUCAGACUGUUUGCUCAGCCUCGGAGAAAACAUGGUCAACUACCCCCAGGAGCUGGACGACAGGGAGAACCUGCGGACUAUCUGCUCAUACUGGAAUGACUUCCAUUCCUGCGCCUCCACCGCAAUUGCAGAUUGCCAAGAAGGAGCCGUAGACCUUUGGGAAAAGCUCAAAGUGCAAUCGAGGAGUCUAAACUACAAGGGGAGCCUGUUUGAACUGUGCUCAGGAGAUAAUGGUGCAUCCAGACUCGGUUUAACUUGGAACCUGGAACUGACGGUUUUGUCCAUAGCGGUCUCCAAACUGGUGGCAUGGCUCAUUUUUUGAAUGAUAACACCAUCAAGCAAACGGCCAAAUGGAUCAGAAGAACCCUCUUCCUGAAGAAAACAUCACAUCACUUGUCGUUUAGGUGCACAUAUGGAGAUUCUGUAUUGAAUGACGCAGGCUUUGGGGAAAAACCCAAGAGCCAUGCCAUUGGAUACCUUAUAUGGCAUUUGAUAUGGAGUGGAGUGUUUUUUGUUAUAGUUAUAUAGUGUAUUGUAUAGUUAACAUCAUAGGUCUUACAGUCUCAUAUGUAAUUGCAACAAAUCAAAGUUUUAGACUGAUAACAUUUUGCAAGAUGUUCACGGACAUGCUUCUCAGAAGCAACUGGUAGGGUUGAUCUAUAGUGCUUCAGAACACUGUUACUAGUAUUAGUAGUAGUAAUAUAUCUAUUAUUUAAAGUCUAUGUGAGUUCGAAAAAUCAUUGCACUUUCUUCUUGUGUUGCGUGAUGUAAUUCCGAGUGAAAUCAGAGAGGCUCUCUCAGCUGGCUGAACGUUUUCACUCGGUGAUGGAUGGGGGUGAUGGGAGGCGGAAGGGAAACAUAUUGUUGGUAAUACUAUUUUUAUCCAUCUGCUGGAAGAAAACAGGAAAAAUAGAAUUUUGUCAUUUAAAAAGGUUUCAAUUUUAAACUCUAAGACUCCCCAUACACACACACACACACAAAAAAUAAUCUCAGGAAUAAUUGUGUGUGUGCACAUUUUUGCAUAAUCUGUAGUGUAAAAGACUUCAGAAGGUGUCUAGACUUAGUAGUCACAUUUACAGGCCGUUUGAUCUGGGUGCUAAAAUAUAGAACCAAACGUCUCAGGCUGAGUUGUGCUAACUUCUUAUCUGAAAUUUUUCCAACUUUUUGUAGCCCAGAUCCAGACUUUCACUUGUGUAAAUAGUCUUAUAUUAUGAAACACUGGUGAUGCUGGCACAACAUUUAUAGGUCUGAUAGCUCAGUAUAUGAUAAAAUGACUGGCUGAUGCAUUUAAAUUUAUUACCAAUAAAUCUCAUAUGGUCUGAUACCAGGGCUGAGUUGCUCUUCACAGGUUUUAAAAGAAUAAUCUGACCCAAAAAAUCCCCUCACCUAGUCGAUAAACUUGGACGUUUGGUGUCUGAAGUUUUGUUUUUUGGCUUUGUACUGGACAAUAGUACAUCCCAUAGCUAAAUUGUUGUACAGUGUCAGAAACCACAUAAGCAAGCAUAUUUGAGAUGACUUGAGAUUAUUUGAGAAUGGUUGAGGCAAAUGCAUGCAGUUUGCACAAUUAGUGUCAAAUUAGUAGGGUAUAAGCUUUCGUUACAUAUUAGCUCUAUUAGCCUCAUAGCUCCAGUACCGGAAUGAAAAAGCAAACUUUGGACACUGAACAUGUCUUGGCUGAUGAACUACCUUUGGGGUAAAUUAUCUCCUUACAUGCUCAACAAACUAUGACGUCAGACCACAUAUUGCAUGACUCAUUUUAAAAGAAAUGUGGCUAACAACUAAUGGAUGGAUCCAUGAAAGGUUAGCAUCAUGCAAACUGCAUGUCCAAAUGUACAUACGUGCCUCAAACUGUGUCAAGUUGUUAAGUGAUCUCAAACACACUGGCUUAUCUGGUUUCUGACAAUAUAAAAUGCUGUUUUCUUUAAAACUGGUGAAAAGUCUUAAGCUAAAACAGUAGUAGUCGUUUUGAAGUUGGAAAUUUUUCCACUUUUAACGAUAACAGUAUGUCAUACAAUGUCAGAAAUCACAAAAACAAAUUUAUUUGAGAUUCCUAACAGCUGGAAACAGUCAUGUCAGGGACAUGCGGUGACUUGGAAAUUGAAUUAAAAAAUAUAGAAAACGUAAAAAGUAAAAAGAAAAGAAAGGCAGUUUUGAGAAUCUUGUUAUUGGAGCACAUCUACAUUUUUACUGCAAGAUUACUGCAAAUACUAACCCUGGUACUCCACGUGUCUGAGAUUAUUUUAGGGUGGAGUACAUGCACAUGCAGCAGUAAAGCCUGCAGCCUCUACAACUGCUUAUGAGAGCCAACGACUAGCACAUCUGUCCGAAUCACGUUACGCAUUGUAAACUUAGUUAACUAAUGCAGGCACUCGUUUAAUUAGGGGCAGAGGCUGGAAUAAAGCUUUAGCAGCAGAAGCAACACAGAUGUUUUGUGUCCUGCAGCUGGCUGCCCCCAAACUGGGCUUCUGGCUGGGUUAUUAACACGUGCCGUGCCGAGGGUCCAAAGCAGUCCCUGAACGAGCUGCUAAUAGCGGUGGGAACACAUCUGUUUACCUCUUGUGCUUCAUUAUGAUGAUGACAUAGAUGGGGAUGCUCAGUGAGUUUGUCUGUUUUCGAAUAGGUUUUGUUGUUUCUUCCAUAUCGGUCAAUGCAUAUAUGAUAGCAUGACUCCUUUUUGCUAGUAAUUCAUCCAAGAAAAUGAGUAUAUUAGUGAUUUGUUGUGAGUUUUUUGUAAAGUUUUUUCUUUACAUCUUGCAGAGGACAGAGGAACCUUUCAUCCAGACUAAAGACUGGAGUACAGUCGUUUUUUGUCAGCAAAAUUUCAUGCACGAAAAUGUGUUAAUUUCAGUGGAAUUUGCCAAGUUUACAUUCCAAACUUCCAGACUGAAUACAUUUUGUGGACAAUCCUUUGCGUGGCUGUUGGGGGCAGAGUUUCAUCAAGCAGCACUAAAGAUCCAAAAUGGGGGUGCUAAUGCUAAUUUUGUCACUGCCAAGGCACAAACUUUUAAACCUUUUUUUUUUUUUGCACUGGCUACAAAUAAACCCAUCCGUGAGACUUUGCAUGUAGUCAAUUGGGAGACUCUAUCAGAUUAUAUAACUACUUAGGCUUUUGGUGUUCUUACUGUUUAUGGUUGGUGAGCUACUUGCUAAAUAACUGCUAGGUUAACUGCCUGAUUAAGCCCUGCUGCGCACAUCUGUCAGUCCGUUCCUGCCAAACACUCCAGUUACUAUUAUUAUAUAUAUUUUUGCUACAACACAGUGUGCAGCUAUAUGUGCAAAUAGACCAUGUAGGGAACCAGCAUAGAACCAUAGCAUAGUGUUUUGGAUGCAGGUAUGUUGGUCAGCAGCAAUGGAUGUUGAUAAACUGAUCACCAGUAAAAUGAGCAGGAUGUGGUUUGGGUGCUGGUAUGCUGGUCAACCAGUGUCUUUUCUUCAGCUGGAGACUUAUCUGGUACAAUUUGUUUAUUGUUGAGAGUUAGCUGGCUGCACCAAAAUUAAUAUUUUUACAUUGACAAGCUUCUGGUCUAGUGACCAUAGAGGUACCACACAAAUCUUAUAUAAGGCAAUAUAUGGAAUUCAAAUAUGUGACAUGUAUUAACAUUUCUGGAGUUCCCUUGUGUCCAAUAUAUAUUUGUCACAUAUGUGACAUAUAUGGUGACUUUUCAAAUAUGGGACAUAUUUACAGAUACAAACAUAUGUGUAUGACACAUAUACAACAGUAUGUGAUGGAUUAUAUAUGGACAUUAUAUAUAGAUUGCAUAUAUUGCUCAUUUAUGUUAUAUAAGAUAUAUUUUGGUGCCCAAAC